Macadamia integrifolia is the source of this 1796-nucleotide messenger RNA. Its product is annotated as general transcription and DNA repair factor IIH subunit TFB4. The transcript is spliced from 14 exons. NCBI's taxonomy places the organism in Eukaryota, Viridiplantae, Streptophyta, Magnoliopsida, Proteales, Proteaceae. Gene Ontology annotation, biological process: regulation of DNA-templated transcription; nucleotide-excision repair. Gene Ontology annotation, cellular component: transcription factor TFIIH holo complex; transcription factor TFIIH core complex. The record is from RefSeq and is a predicted model, not a curated record. Bases 446 to 1369 code for a protein of 307 amino acids.
AAUCAUUUCAUUUCCUCAACUGUUUUGUUCGAACAAAAUAAUUCUAAUACCCAUUAUGCCCCUUUCUGUAAUUCGAUUACCAAAAAAUAUUAGCACUUUAGCAGGAGAGUGUGUAGAAUUAAAAUGGAGCACUGAUAGCCAAACUGAACGGCGACGAACACUUUCGUCUUUCGCACAGAAUCAUUUAAAUUCCAGAGGAGAGCUCCUCCUCCUGAUCUCUCCCUGAUUCUCUCUGAGUCUCGCUUCGUCUUUCCUCUUAUAGUGUGAGACAGAUUAAGCUUUUGAGCAUUUUCUGAGAACGAAGAAACCUAACAAGGUUUUGAAACCGAUUUAUUGAAGUUCAGGUCUUCGGGAAUCAGCAUUUAAAAAUGGGACAAAGCCAUGCUUUCGAGUAAUUAUCUUCAGUCUUCACGCUCUCCAAACUUUUGACCAACUCUUCACAUUGAUGGCAUCUAUUCCAUCAAAGUUAUAUUCAGAUGAUGUUAGCCUCCUCGUGCUUUUACUUGACACUAAUCCUUUCCUUUGGACUGGAGCAAACACCACCACCACCUCUCUCCCUUUCCAAAGUUUCCUCAAUCAUGUCCUCUCUUUCCUGAACUCCAUUCUUCUCCUCAAUCAACUCAACCAAGUUGUGGUUAUUGCCACCGGAGUCAAUUCUUGUGACUACAUUUACGACUCAUCUUCCUCGCCACCAACAACAGCUGAUAGUUCGGAAAAUGGGAGAAUGCCCAUGCUUUGCUCAAGACUACUGUCAAAAUUAGAGGAAUUUGUGAUUGAAGAUGAACGGUUGAGCAAAGAUGAGUCGCCAGAAGAGAUUGUGACUUCUCUUUUCUCAGGAUCAUUGUCCCUGGCUCUUUGCUGUAUCCUUAGUGAUAUACAGAGGGUGUUUCGUUCUGGAACACUCCAUCCCCAGCCUAGAAUUUUGUGCCUGCAGGGAUCCCCAGAUGGACCUGAACAAUAUGUUGCAGUAAUGAAUGCAAUUUUCUCAGCCCAACGAUCCAUGGUUCCUAUUGAUUCAUGUGUUAUAGGAGCCCAGCAUUCUGCCUUUCUGCAGCAGGCUUCUUACAUAACAGGGGGUGUGUAUCUGAAGCCUCAACUACCAGAUGGGCUAUUUCAGUAUCUUUCGAUGGUAUUUGCAACUGAUUUAUUGUCUCGAAGCUUCUUACGACUUCCAAAGCCUGUAGGGGUGGAUUUUCGUGCCUCGUGUUUUUGUCAUAAAAAGACCAUUGACAUGGGCUAUAUAUGCUCAGUGUGCUUGUCCAUAUUCUGCAAGCAUCACAAAAAAUGUUCGACUUGUGGGUCUGUUUUCGGUCAGGCCCUUGGAGACACUACUUCAACAGAUCGGAAAAGGAAGACUCCAGAAACAUGAAUUCCCUCUUCUGACAGUGAUUGUUAUGCAAGCGCUGAUGCUGUGUGUUUGCUGCAAUUGGUGCAGUACAGCAGUCAUAUACUGAAAUGUUGCUGAUUGUAAUUUACGCAGCAAGCAUUAACCCUCUCAAGGAAUCUGGGACAUAUGUUCCAGGAAAAUUACUGAAAGUGUAUGAACUCCUCGGCCUGGAAAUUCGGAUGGUUAGAAUGGAGAAUGGCAAAUGGAGUGUCCUACUGGUUUUCGGUUCUCUUUGACAGUUUGAUCAAACAUCAUGAGUUGGGACAUUUUUCUGUUGUCUAAUAUUUAGAAGGUUUCGAGAAUUUUUUUUUUCAUUAAAAUUUUCAUAAUCAGGAAAAAGAAGCAAUUGCUGUGAUGAUUUUUUUUUUUUCUUAAUAUUAAUGGUUAGAUGCUGCAAUGAAUUCUUGUC